CUAGGAGUCAAGCGCCGCCCGGGCCAGCAGCAAUUGGCAGCAGCGGGGAAAAGUGUCCCCCGCCGUCAGCCGGAAUUUCAAAUGCCUUGGAAAGAGGACUUAGAAUUUGCAAAGCAGGAUAAAGCUGCCAGAGUCAUUCAGCAGGCCUGGAAAAGUUUCCUUGAUGUUGCUAUAUUUCAACACUUUAAAAGUCUAAUUGAUUUAAGAAGACAAGGAGAACCGCAUCACAUAAUGAAAUAUAUUAAUCCCAAAGAGGCAGAGCUUCUAGACGCUGCUGCUGGCAUUCAUGUGCGAUUCAGAUUAGGUGGAGUUAAGUUUCCACCUGAUAUAUACUAUAAAAUUUUUACUCACAGACAUAUUGAAGAUCUGUGUGCUAACAGCCCCAGAAAUUACGCAAAACUUCCAGCAAAGCAUACAUCUCAUAAUAAAGAUGAUCAUCUUCAGAAAGAGGAUUGUAGUGACUGGUAUCGUCGUACAGAAAACAAUGGCUGGAGGGCAGUUUCUGAUGGAUUUUGGCUAUCUACUGACAGUAUAGUGGUGGAAGACAAAAAGGAAAGUGAAUUCCAUUUCUCUAAACUAAAGAGAAGGCAAGACUUGGAAAAGAAAAGAAAACUUAGAAAAAUAGAGUGGAUGAGGCAAAUGUACUUCUCCGGAAGUCUGGAGGCUAAGUCAACACAUCAUGAAACUCUAGGACUAAUUCACACUACAACAAAAGACCUGAUUAGAGCUGUUGAAGAUGGUGGCAUAGAUUCUGUGAUGGAAUGGGAAGUGGAUGAAGUGCUGAACUGGACAAAUACACUGAACUUUGAUGAGUACAUUACCAGCUGGAAGGAAAUUGCUACAAGCAACUCUUCAGCUAACUUCAAAGGAUUCAGGUUUGAUCAAACACAGCAAAACAUAUAUGACUGUGGAGGAGAUGUAUCAGAGAUGCAAAUGGGAACACCAGAUGAUACUUACUAUGAAAAUGUUUAUCGAGAACCAAAUGUAACUAGAUUAACGCCUGAUUCUACUUAUGGACUAUAAAGUACUUUAUUUCUUCUCAGCUAUAGGCCUUUGCACCCUGCAUCCAUCAGUAACAGCCAAGAGAUAAUAUAUUCUGACUGGAAUGACUUGUGUAUCUAUUCUGGGCACAGAAUCCAGCUCAGUUAAGUAAGGAAGGUUGAGCAGAAAUAGAACAUUGGACUGCAUACAAUGGCCGUGACAAAUAAAGAAAUUAUUCCUAGUAUUCUGAGAAACUGUAGUAUUCUAACAGUCACACUUAAGUAAAGAUACUAUAUUUAGGUGCAGAAACAUCAAACUGAUUAUUUUGAGUGUUUGAGAUGUUUAGUGUAUUCAUGUAAGGUAGAACUCCCGGCCCCUUUAACCCAUGUGCAAAUGUGCCUUGCUUCUUCCUCCCUUUCUCACUUACAUCCUCUCAUCACUCCAUUUUUUUCUUCACUGAACCUUCUUUCCUCUUCUUGCUUCUCUGCCUGCUUACUCAUCCUAGCUGUCUUUGCAAUUCUCAGUUUCUCUCACACUUACUGCCUAUUUUAUGUCAUAGUUAUUUCUUUCCUUCUUUUAUAAUGUUCUUUAUCUUUCCUUGUUUACGUAUUUCUCUUUACUUGCUUUCAUCAAUGUUGCCCUUUUCUUUUUCCAUUUUCCUUUCUAGAUCAUUCCCAUAAUCUCAGUAUUUUGGGGCCUACAAUUUGCCUUCACUACUCUGCAUGCAAUACAACUUUUUGGAUUCACAUUCCCUUGCUUCCGGGUCAGAGCAGUGAAUUCGUUUUCUGUCACUGCAUAAUAAGUUGUCUCAAGAUGUAGCAGCUUAAGGCAGCAAACAGUUAUUAUCUCAGACAGUUUCUGAGGGGCAGGAAACUGGGAGUGCUUUAGCUGGGUGGCUCUGGCUUAAAGUCUGUCAGGAAGUUGCAAUAAAGAUUUUGACCUGGGUUGCAGUCAUCUGAAAGCUUGACUGGGCUGGGAGAAUCUGCCUCCAAGAUGGCACACUUUGAUGGUUGUUGGCAGGAGGCCUCAAUUCCUUGAUACAUAGACCUCCCCAUAGGUUAGUUUGAGUGGUCUCAUAACAUGGCUGAGCAAGCAACCUGAGAGAGAGAGAGAGAGACAGAGAGAGAGAGAGAGAGAGAGAGAGAGAGAGACAGAGAGAGAGAGGGACCUAGUCUGAGGCCGCACACCAUCACUUCUGCCUUAUUCUAUUAAUUAGAAAUGCAUUAAGUCCAGCCUACACUCAUGGAGAGUAGCUAUUAUCUUUAUUAAGCUUUAUCUCUUAAAAGGAAGACUAUCAAAUAAUUUGUGAAUAUAUUUAAAAUUACUGCAAAGAGAAAAGGAACAAUCUUAGUCUUUCCUUUCAAAACAAACCAGAAGAUAUUGGUACAGGUAGUUUAUUUAGGAGAUGAUCUCAGAAAUCACAAAUUAAAAGAGAAAGUGACACAGGGAAGGGAGGAAAGCCAAAAAAAUUUUGUGUUAAGAAUGGGUUAUUGUUGUGGGUAUACAGGUCUCAGUUUGCUAGGAAUGCUCUGAGGAACCAUAUAGAAUGCACUUCAGAAUUUUCCCACUAAUGGACAGAGAAACCAGAUAUUUAUCUACCAGCAUGAGGAGCUAAACAUUACCAUGCAGCAAUUAUACCUCUAGGUUCA
This is a messenger RNA of Callithrix jacchus (white-tufted-ear marmoset), 2630 nucleotides long. It is a transcript of the gene C10H11orf65, whose product is annotated as chromosome 10 C11orf65 homolog. The record is from RefSeq and is a predicted model, not a curated record. Lineage: Eukaryota; Metazoa; Chordata; Mammalia; Primates; Cebidae.